GUCCGGAUCAGUUUCAGCGGAACACAGCGGGGGUUAAGCGCUUGGUUGCGUGUUGGAUUCGCUCGCGGCUGCUUUCUAGAUAUUCUCUUCAGGAUGAUUAUCCCAGUGCGCUGUUUCACCUGCGGGAAGAUUGUGGGCAACAAGUGGGAGGCUUAUUUAGGGCUCCUUCAGGCGGAGUACACAGAGGGUGAUGCGUUGGACGCUCUCGGGCUGAAGCGGUACUGCUGCAGGAGGAUGCUGCUGUCUCACGUCGAUCUCAUUGAGAAGUUACUGAACUAUGCACCGCUGGAGAAAUAGACUUGAUGAACUGGAAUAAACUGUUUUUCUUUCAUAAGCUGCCCACAAACCCCUGUGUAUACGUUGGCUAAGUGUAUUGAGUUUGUAUGCUGGCACCAGACCUGCAUGUUUAGGGAAGACCUCCUUCAUACGCAGGGUUUAUAGCUUGCAAUGGUUUGAUAUUUUCUAAAUAAAGUAGUAAAAGCAUCGAG
Molecule: messenger RNA, 488 nt
Organism: Colossoma macropomum (tambaqui)
Lineage: Eukaryota; Metazoa; Chordata; Actinopteri; Characiformes; Serrasalmidae
Gene: polr2l
Product: RNA polymerase II, I and III subunit L
Exons: 3
Coding region: 94-297 (67 amino acids)
Biological process (GO): transcription by RNA polymerase II; tRNA transcription by RNA polymerase III; transcription by RNA polymerase I
Cellular component (GO): RNA polymerase III complex; RNA polymerase II, core complex; RNA polymerase I complex
Molecular function (GO): DNA-directed RNA polymerase activity; zinc ion binding; DNA binding
Source: RefSeq, a predicted model, not a curated record